AUGAAGGUGUCUGCGGUUGUGGCGGUGACCUUGGUGAUGACUUUGGCUCCAGCAGUACACGUGGCGAAGACUGGCUAUUGUCACCAGCUUUUGAAAAAGAUUGUGGGAGUGUUGAUGGUGAAGGCACUGGCGAUGGAAAUUGAUUUGGAAGCGGCUCAAGUGAAGGUGACUGUGGUUGUGGCUGAAAUGCUGGUGACUGUGGUGGCGAUUGUACCAGAAUAUCUUGAGCAUCCUUUGGAGGCGGCGGCGGCGGUUGCGGUGGUUGGCGAGGGACAUUUUGCCGUAAUUGGACAAGCCUAG
Molecule: messenger RNA, 300 nt
Organism: Microthlaspi erraticum
Lineage: Eukaryota; Viridiplantae; Streptophyta; Magnoliopsida; Brassicales; Brassicaceae
Source: the annotation of a GenBank genome assembly